CGCAAUUUAUUUGGCCGAGAGAUGAGCCGUUUCAUUCUUUCCCACAGAAAGUCUCUGCCUCAUGUUCCUCCUCAUGGUGAAGACGUCAGGAUAGGGUUGCGAUUGGGAUCGAAAGCAGUCUGGUCAAAGAUAUGAUUGACUGCUUACAGGUGAGUUGCUGAGUAGGUGUGUGCCUUUUUAUUGUCGACCGUCCUUUCCUUCAUCCACUCCGCUACCUUGUGCGUUAUUUGCUCUCUCUCUCCCUCUCUUCAUCCUACAGCCAUGAGUAGCCUCUCGGUUGAACAGCAAGCUCGUGCGGCCAAAGCAUACAUCAUACAGGAAUUGAAAAAGAGCGAAGACGGCAUACAGAUUCUCGAUGACAAGGAUUUCCAUGCUCGGUUAGACCUGCACUUCAUUACUGUCUUCGCCAUCUUCGCUGAGCUCUACGGAUACCGGAACGAUUGUCUGGACCAGCUGGUCGACUUAAUACGAGUGUGCGGUAAGAGCUGGCAGCAGCGACAUCCCGACUUGCAAAGAAUCGACAAGCAGCGCGAGUCAGAGCCGGAAUGGUACAUGUCGAACCAUAUGCUCGGAGGAGUAUGCUACGUCGAUCGGUACGCCAACAACCUCGCCGGAAUCAAACGACGGAUACCGUAUUUCCAGGAACUUGGCUUGACCUAUCUUCACCUGAUGCCACUCUUUCUUUCUCCUCAGCCUCUCAACGACGGAGGAUAUGCAGUAUCCAGCUACCGUGAUAUUCAGCCAAACUUGGGAACUAUUAAAGAACUCAGAGAUUUAGCAACCGAGCUGAGGAAGGCCGGGAUCAGUUUGGUCCUCGAUCUGGUGUUCAACCAUACUUCAAAUGAGCAUCGCUGGGCCCAGAAAGCUGCCGAAGGUUGUCCAGAGCACUCUGCCAUGUACUGGACCUUUCCUGAUCGAACGGUCCCUUCUGCGUUUGAAAGUACCACGAGAGAAAUCUUCCCUGACGACCAUGCCGGAUCGUUCAUACAACUUCCCGACGGACGCUUCGUGUGGUCCACCUUCUACCAUUUCCAAUGGGACCUGAACUAUUCCAACCCUGCCGUGUUUCGCGCCAUGGCUGCCGAGAUGCUAUAUCUGGCAAACAUUGGCGUGGACUUCUUCCGCAUGGAUGCCGUUGCGUUCAUGUGGAAACAGAUGAAUACCGACUGUGAGAAUCUGCCCGAGGUGCACAAACUACUCCGUGCAUUCAAUGCGCUUUGUCGCAUCGCCGCACCGUCUGUGCUCUUCAAAUCCGAGGCCAUUGUCCAUCCAGAUUUUGUGGUGCAGUACAUUGAUCGGGACGAGUGCCAACUCUCGUACAACCCGCUGCAAAUGGCGCUUACAUGGGAAGCACUAGCCACCAGAGAUGCGUCAAUGCUAUCACAAGCGAUUGAGCGGAGGCAUAACAUCGCCAGGGGUUGCGCGUGGGUCAACUACGUCCGGUCGCACGAUGAUAUUGGGUGGACGUUCUCUGACGAGGAUGCCAGUGAAUUGGGCAAAGAAGGUACCAGUCACAGAAAAUUUCUGAAUGCUUUCUUCGUGAAUAGGUAUCCAGGCAGUUUUGCACGUGGGGUGCCCUUUCAGGAUAACCCAAAAACAGGGGAUUGUAGGAUCUCGGGCACGACGGCGUCCCUGGCAGGUCUAGAGUCGAUGCAAGAUCACGCCAUCGAGAGAAUCCUGCUCGCAUACUCAAUCGCCAUGAGCACGGGAGGUGUUCCGCUGAUAUACCUGGGUGAUGAGGUUGGACAAUUGAAUGACUACAGUUACCUGAAUGACCCGGCAAAGAUGGACGAUAGCCGCUGGGUCAAUCGCCCUUAUUAUCCCGAGGCACGGUAUGCAGAAAGACAUGAUGAGAAUACGAUACCUGGGAAGAUUUAUGCCGGGAUCAAGCAUCUGAUUCAUCUGCGCAAGACGACGGAGGAGCUUGCUGGAGGGAGGGCGGUGGGCUUUUAUACUGGCAACCCGACAAUAUUGGGAUACCAACGACCUGGGCCUAGGUCGACGGUGCUGUGUCUGUGCAAUUUCUCGGAUGAGCCGCAAUGGAUUGGCAAAGAACGAUUCAUGGCGAUGCCUCAAGCAUGCGAGGAUUUGUUGAGUGGGCAUAAGAUUGAUUUAAGGGAGUCGGGGAUCCAAUUGAGGGCUCAUCAGUUUAUGUGGUUGAGGCAUUGAUUCAUCGUUCAUUGAUUGAUUCAUUCGAUGAUGAUGUUGUCCAAGGGUCUAUCUGUUCUAAUCAGAUGGAAUGAGGAAAUGAUAUCCGCCUGUUGCCUGGCCGACACUCUGACAGUUUUCUCGCUUU
Exophiala viscosa is the source of this 2296-nucleotide messenger RNA. Its product is annotated as amylosucrase. The transcript has a single exon. Lineage: Eukaryota; Fungi; Ascomycota; Eurotiomycetes; Chaetothyriales; Herpotrichiellaceae. The record is from RefSeq and is a predicted model, not a curated record. Gene Ontology annotation, molecular function: amylosucrase activity. Gene Ontology annotation, biological process: carbohydrate metabolic process. The coding region runs from base 262 to 2169 and encodes 635 amino acids.